Messenger RNA from Exophiala dermatitidis NIH/UT8656, 1029 nucleotides. RefSeq lists its product as uncharacterized. NCBI's taxonomy places the organism in Eukaryota, Fungi, Ascomycota, Eurotiomycetes, Chaetothyriales, Herpotrichiellaceae. The transcript has a single exon. Gene Ontology annotation, molecular function: methyltransferase activity. The record is from RefSeq and is a predicted model, not a curated record. The coding region runs from base 1 to 1029 and encodes 342 amino acids.
AUGGGUUCGUAUGACACGCGCAACGAGCUGUCCGCAGUAGAUGUGAUCGACAUCCAAUCGGACGCGGAAAAGAUCUCCUUGUCCAAAGACACCCAAAAUUCACUGAAAUCAGAGCCCCCUAGCUUUUCCUCUCUGCUGCUAUGGGACGAGCAGGGCCUGAAACGCUUCGAAGCCAUCACUUACGUCCCUGAAUACUACCCGACCAAUUGCGAAAUCGAGCUCCUGGAAAAGCACAGCCAUGACAUAGCGCAGAGGAUUGAGCCGAACUCAAUCAUUGUGGAAUUGGGCAGUGGAUGUUUGCGCAAGAUCAAGAUCUUACUAGAAGCGCUGGAGGCAAUUGGCAAACCUGUGGACUACUACGCACUUGAUCUCUCCCGCUCAGAGCUUGAGCGGACGUUGCAAUCGGUGUCUCCUGGCAGCUUUAAGAACGUGAAGUGGCAUGGAUUACUCGGGACCUACGAUGACGGGCUGAGGUGGCUACAAAGGCCUGAAAAUGCCUCCAGCCCCAGGGUUGUGCUCUCCCUGGGGUCGACUUUGGGAAGCUUCACCCGCCCAGAAGCGGCGGAAUUCUUGGCUGGCUUUGUCGAUGUCCUAAAUCAUGGAACUUCUGCAAGUGAGCCUUUGGUCAUCAUUGGCCUAGACGGUUGCAAGGACGGUGAAAAGGUAUGGCAUGCCUACAAUGACUCGGAGAAUCGAAACGAAGAGUUUAUAAGGAAUGUACUGGACCACGCAAACCGCAUUCUCCGCAAAGACGUAUUUCGUCAGGAGGAAUGGGAACGACGAGGCGAGUGGAACGACAAACGGGGGAGACACGAGCAGUAUCUUGUGCCCCACAAAGAUGUCUGGUUUCAGGGCCGCUGCCUGAAGGCGGGCGAAAAGAUCUUUGUGGUUUCAAGCCAUAAAUACGACACCACAGAGCGAAAACAGUUAUGGGAGGGUGCGGGACUUAGCGAGCUCAAGGGGUGGCAGACUCCUGAACAGCAUUAUGGUGAGUGCUUUCGAUUCUGUACCUUCUGCAACGGUAACUGA